This is a messenger RNA of Vigna umbellata (rice bean), 1515 nucleotides long. Lineage: Eukaryota; Viridiplantae; Streptophyta; Magnoliopsida; Fabales; Fabaceae. The record is from RefSeq and is a predicted model, not a curated record.
UGUCUCUCUCUCAAAGCAAGAUGUUGGAACAAGGUACAGGCAGAACUUAUCAAGAGGCAUUUGAAGCCUCCAAUUCCAGGAUUCAAGGAGCAGAUUCCAAUUCCUUUGAUGAUGAUGGCCGUUCCAAAAGAACUGGAAAUUGGAUGACUGCAAGUGCCCAUAUAAUAACAGCUAUUAUUGGGUUUAGAGUGCUGUCUCUGGCAUGGGCAUUUGCUCAGCUUGGUUGGAUUGCUGGUCCUGUUUCUUGGAUUCUGUUCUCUGUGGUGACUUAUUACACCUCCUGUCUUCUAACUGCCUGUUACCGUAAUGGAGACCAAGUUACAGGCAAUAGAAACCACACUUACACGGACGCUGUUAGCUCCCACCUAGGUGAAAUGAAUGCAAAGUUCUGUGGAUGGGUUCAAUAUGCGACCCUUUUUGGAAGCGAAACCGGGUACACCAUUGCAGCUUCCAAAAGCAUGAGGGCCAUUAUAAGGUCUCGUUGUUAUCAUAACAGGGGAGCAUGCAAAAUGAACAGCAGUGUUUACAUGAUUUCAUUUGGAAUUGUGCAAAUUUUAUUAUCUCAAAUUUCAGAUUUGGAACAGUUCCCGUGGCUCUCUAGUGUGUCUGUUGUCAUGCCUUUCACAUCCUCUGUAAUUGGACUCGGUCUUGUAAUUGCUCAAGUUAUAGGGAACGGAAUGGUUAAAGGAAGCUUAACAGGUGUAAGUAUUGGUGCUGAAACAAAAAACCAAAAAAUUUGGAGGAUCUUCCAAGCUCUCGGUAUCUGGGCCUAUGUCUAUUCCUACUCAAUGAUCCUUCCAGAAAUUCAGGACACAAUCAAAUCACCCCCUGAAGAGUCAAAGACAAUGUCGAAUGCUACUUUAGUGAGUGUCUUGGUGACAAGCAUUUUCAAUCUGCUAUAUGGUAGUUUUGGCUAUGCAGCUUUUGGAGAUUCAAGCCCUGGAAACCUGCUAACUGGUUUUGGCUUCUAUAACCCAUAUUGGCUCGCCGACAUAGCCAAUGUUGCCAUUGUUGUCCAUCUUGUUCGUGCAUACCAAGUUGACUGCCAACCCCUGUUCCAAUUUAUUGAAAAACUAGCAGCAAAAAAAUUCUCAGACAGUAAUUUUAUAACGAAUGAGUUUGAAGUACGAAUUGCUGGUUGCAAACCCUUCAAGCUCAACCUCUUCAGGUUGGUUUGGAGGACAUUUUUUGUGAUCUGCUGCACUUUCAUAGCAAUGUUGCUACCAUUCUUCACCGACAUUAUUGGACUCAUUGGUGCCAUUGCAUAUUGGCCCCUCACCGUGUAUUUCCCAGUGGAGAUGUAUAUAGUUCAAACUAGAAUACCAAAAUGGAGCAGAAAAUGGAAAUGCCUGAAGAUGCUUAGUGCGACAUGCUUCGUCUUCACAAUGAUAGCUGCAGUAGGUUCAACAGCUGGACUUCUUCAUCAUUUUAAAGUUUACAAGCCAUUCAUGACCCAUUACUAGUUCACUGCCAUUUCUCUGUUAACAUCAUUGUUAGACAUUACAUGUUUUUUAU